Molecule: messenger RNA, 873 nt
Organism: Symbiodinium necroappetens
Lineage: Eukaryota; Dinophyceae; Suessiales; Symbiodiniaceae
Source: the annotation of a GenBank genome assembly
AUGACGCCGCAUCAGAUCCUCUUGCUGUCCUCCCUGGCUCUACCAGCUUGGGCUGGGAUUAACAUCCCAGUGCACGAGCGUCAGUGCGAUGGGGCGGCAUGGGUAUGCAGAAUCGUCUGCAGUCAAGGCAUGCUCGGAGGCAAAGGCCAAAAAGCAAACUGGUGCGUCGCAAAGCAUUGCACCAGGCACAAAGCCGUUGUCGAGAGCAUGAUUGCCGCCGGCCAGGACUAUUGCUCCAAGAACACUUGCUUCAUCCAGGAGACCGAAGCGAUCGGCUUGUUGCAAAGGCCCCAGCAAGGCCGACUGGCUUUAACACAGGUCAAUGCCACGACUACUUGCCUUGACGAGAAAGCAGUCUGUGGCAAGUUCUGUGAUGGACUGAACUCGCCAAAGGACUUCUGCAUGCCCAAGUGCCUUGGCAAUGUGCAUGCCAUCGCAGAUGCCUUGAAGGAGUACUGUGAUGAAUGUGGUUCGCCACCGGACUACAAGACCACCACAAAGAAGGAGAAGACGACCACCGAGGAGCCCACGACCACCACCGAGGAGCUAACGACCACCGAGGAGACCACCAGCGCGGAGCCCACGACCACCACCGAGGAGCCCACGACGACCACCGAAGAGUCCACGACAACCACCGAGGAGCCCACGACGACCACCGAAGAGCCCACAACGACAGACAAGGAGUACAAGACGACAACAGAGGAAGAUGAGACCACGACCCCUGUGUAUCCUCCCAAGAAAGAUGACAAGGAUGACAGGGACGGUCGACGGCGUCGACGGCCCCGCGGGGAUGACGACGGAAAGAAGGACGACGACAAGGAUGGUCGGCGUGGGCGCAAGGACGACGACAAGGAUGGUCGCCGUGGCCGCAAG